UAGAACUUCUGGAAAAACAAGCGCAAGACACACAAUAUGCAUUAAUAGCUCCGAUUAAGCUUAAACAGCCACCCUAAACUGCGUAAGGUGGACAUUUUAAAAUUCUAAAAAUAGGCCUAGGCCUACUUCAGCAUGGACAGGAUUUUUGUGCUUCUUCUACUUUCACUUCAAACAGCUGCGCCAAGAGGCUCUCAUUCUUUUUGGGUGCUUGCAACUUACAUUAAAGGACAAAGCCCCUUUCCUCAGUUCAGUUACACAUUGAUGUUGGAUGAUGUCAGACUUCUGUAUUAUAAUGGUGAGACAAAGACCUUCAUUCGAAGAGGAAACACAACAAAUGAAGAUACAGUGUUGGAUCCUAACGUUCUCUUUAAAAUAACUGACUAUAUAGAAGCAUCUUUUAUAGAAAAUUCAGCAAUAGUAACUCAAAAUCUAAAUAAAACCAAUGUUAAAGGUGCUCUUGCUUUUCAAAAACUGGUUUUGUGUGAGCUGAAGGACAAUGGUGAACCGGGACAAAUGAUCACACGGCGUGCUUUUGAAGGCUCCACCACAGAUGAGCUGCGGUAUAUAGAGAACAGCUUUACAUUCCAGGGUUCAUUAAAUAUCACAGCUGAGGUGCUGAAAAUUCAUCUUGACAUCUCUAUGUGGCGUCAUGAAUAUUUUUAUUACCCAGCCUGCAUUAAGACUCUUAAGGCUUACCUUGAAAAAAGGAGAAUUCAAGUAAAUAGAAAAGUGAAACCCAAAGUCAGGCUUCUUCACAACAAAUUGUCUUUUGGGCCUCAAGUGAGUUGCCUGGCAACAGGAUUUUAUCCUCGUCACAUCAAUCUGACCCUGUUCAGAGACGGGCAGCCUGUAACUGAUGAUGUCACUGGAGGAGAUCUGCUGCCCAAUGAUGACGGGACGUACCAGAUGAGGAAGAUUCUGAAGAUCAGUGCAGAAGAACAGAGAGAGAAACACAAAUACACCUGCACUGCCACACAUCUCAUUCUGGACAACAAACUGGACAUCACUUUAGAAUUUGAUCAUGGGACACCAAUAAAGCCGGUGAUUUCCUUUGUGCUAACAGUUUUGGCAUUGCUCUUUGGGAUUGUGGCUGCAGUGACAAUAUGGAGAAAGCGAUAUGCAGCUUCUAAAAGUGAAUAUUCCUCUGCUUCUUCAUCUGAAGAAUGUGUGGACACAACAUUAUCACAACAGUCUUUAUGACAUAAAAUCCGCAGGAAUUAGAUGAAGAAACACCUUCAAACAAUAAAAUUAAUUAAACAAAUUCAGCAAACUAAUUUGCAGCAGUAUGACACAUGCUUUUUAGUUUACACUGUAAACUGGAAUGUUGUAAAUUUAUAUCUUCUUUUGUGGUCUGCAGAGGUAAGAAAGUCAAACAGGUUUGACAUUAAAAGAGGGUGAGUAAGUGAUGACAGAAUGUUCAUUUUUGGGUGAACUAUCACUUUAAGCACUCUCCAGGAAACCGCUCUUGCGCAAGAAUGCUUGGUGAAAGAAAAUGAAGUGAAAUCACCAUGUGAUUGGUGUUUUCUUUGGUUUACACAAGGGCUGCGUUCAGUUGUUUUGUUGUGAUUAACAGUUUUCUGUGAAACCACCAUCGCUGCGUCCGAAAUCGCAUACUGUGACAGUACGUACUGAAUUUAGUAGUACCUAACUAUCGGCCGUUAAAACAAUACGUUCUAUAUAGUAUGAGUGGGAGUAGUAUGAAUACAUUUCAGACAUACUGCGUCCGCCAUGUUUUAUGGUCAUGUGACCCGUAUGCUCUUUGACCUGUGACGUAUUAACAACAACCUACACGUGCGCGUUGAUAAAAACAUAAUAUAGGCUGCGCCCAAAUACCCCCACUUGCGGUCUUGGCCACUUGAGAGCGCGUGCACGCGACAGGAAGGAAGAGCGCAAGUGUGUCCAAUGUCUUAAAAAUGCCAAAGGGCAGUGCGCUUAACGCACACUAAACCCACACUAGCUUGAAUACUGCUUCAGAGCGGUAUUAAGGCUAAGCGUAUCCCAUCAUGCAUCAUGUUCUAGAUAUGAGUCAUGAGACUUUUUGCUCGGGUCUCGCGAGAUGUUGCGGAAAGCUUUCAAGUGUAUGUUAUACUACUACUUUUUAAGGUUAUAUCUUUAUUUAUUCUAUGUUUGGCUAACAUGUGUUUUUCUUUUGUUUUUGUUUUUUGGGCACAGCUGCUUUGAUGCAAUACAAAAUAAAGCGCUAUAAAAAUAAAUCUGACUAUAUAAUUAGAUAUAACAUAUAAUUUCGUAGUAAAACGUAGUGUUACAUAUUUUAUUGGUGAAAACUCCAGAGUUAUGUAUUUUGUAAAACAGCUUUUUAUCUCAUAAUUAGAAACACCACAUUAAUUAACGUUAUAUGCAUCCCAUCGGGUUAGAAAUACUAAAUGCUCACUUGGGAUCUUCACGCCCACUAGAACACUAGGGCCAAAAACAGGAAAUACGUCAUGAAAGUAGUCAAGUGCAAAGACCGUAAGUGGGGGUAUUUGGACGCAGCCUUUGUCACGAGAAAUUCAUUUAUUGGCACUUACAUUAAAAACGGACGUCCUUCUUAAAGUUUUCCAGUAUAUUUAUCUGAUUUACAUUCGAAAUUGGACCGUUGCUCAGCUCCCGUGGCAUCAUGGGAUAGAAAAGUGUCCAUCCAAUCCACACUCACGAACAGUCAGAACAGUUGACAGUCAGUAUAGUCCUACCUCUUUUUUUGUUGCUUACGUCAUGUGGUGAAGAGCUGUUGUUGAGAGGAGGAGAGGAGCUUACUGUUUUUGAUUAAAGAUUACAAGUGCAAAUGAAUUUCAAAAAUUAAUGUUGUGCACGGAUAAAUCAUUUAUAAUAAUCUCUGUGUAAAACACUUAGAAUUUUUAUUUCAUGGUGACUGACAGAUUUUACAAAUGGUUGAUUUUUUCAUUGUAGGUUUUCUUUAAAAUAAUCUAUUAAUCAAUAAAUACCAUGAAGGAUUAGUGCCUGUUAGUUGACCUUGCUAAUCAGAUCAGUUAGCAAAAUUAACAAUCUUGUUCAUCUUACACUUGUUUGUUAUUAAAGCUGUCUAAAAAACAAGCAGGUAAAGUAAAGCUAGUGUUAACAGUCUGGAAAAGGAAAAUGUUUUAGUGUUCUAUUUGUCUUUGUAUUUUGUUUUUGUAUUUUAUUGUUCUAUUUUACAGAUAUGAUUUGUAAGGGUUCAACAAGCCCCCCAUAUAGGCUCAAAUAAAAUAAUAAAAAGUCUGACAGUAAUACAGUUAAAAUGCGGAAAAUGUAAAAAAUACAGUGGUAAAACCUCAUUUCAGGCUAUUGAAAUGUAUCAAUAAUUCUCGAUAUUGAAUGACAUGAAACAUUAUACAGAUGAUAAAGUUUUUAGCUGUAUAGCCCAGUCCAACAUCACCCACUAUUGCACCAGUGCCCCAGCACACCACAGCCUUAAAUAGGGAACUGGCAACCACAGAAUGAUGUUGAGCAUUUUGUUGCACAGGUACUUCAGUCCAAGCAAUAAGUAGUCAACUUUGGCCUUCUGUAGAUUGUCUGUUCUUUUCCCACUUGAGUUUUUUGUUAUUUUUUUAUACAUGCCGUUUUAAUCCUGAAGUCAAGUACCGUUUCUUUUGUUUUGUAGGUGGUUAGUUUCAUGCCACUCCACAAAGCUGUGCCUCUUGAACAAAUAAUGGACAAAAAAUUGUACAGUUCUGAAAUAAUGCUGAUGCAUGCAUAUGGCUAGACAGACAAGUCACAAGUUCCCUAAAUAGUCUUAUGACUAAGAAGCUAGAAUAAUCAAACAAUAAAUAAAUCAAAAAUCAAAGUAACAGUGGGGUAGCUCAAUUGAACCAAUCAUAUUAAAGAAUGAUGUCUUGCCGUAUCAAUGUGUAUACCUAUAUAUUGUAUCCUUUUGAUUAAGGAUUCUUUGUGAUUGGGUUGAGAUCCUCCUGGCUGUGAUUAAAGCAUUUUA
Triplophysa rosa is the source of this 3928-nucleotide messenger RNA. RefSeq names its product class I histocompatibility antigen, Gogo-C*0101/C*0102 alpha chain-like. The coding region runs from base 133 to 1200 and encodes 355 amino acids. Gene Ontology annotation, cellular component: external side of plasma membrane. NCBI's taxonomy places the organism in Eukaryota, Metazoa, Chordata, Actinopteri, Cypriniformes, Nemacheilidae. The record is from RefSeq and is a predicted model, not a curated record. The transcript has 7 exons. Gene Ontology annotation, biological process: immune response.